This is a messenger RNA of Plasmodium relictum, 4059 nucleotides long. It is a transcript of the gene PRPF6, whose product is annotated as pre-mRNA-processing factor 6, putative. Bases 1 to 4059 code for a protein of 1352 amino acids. The transcript has 2 exons. Gene Ontology annotation, molecular function: protein binding. Gene Ontology annotation, biological process: spliceosomal tri-snRNP complex assembly; mRNA splicing, via spliceosome. The record is from RefSeq and is a predicted model, not a curated record. Gene Ontology annotation, cellular component: U4/U6 x U5 tri-snRNP complex; catalytic step 2 spliceosome. Lineage: Eukaryota; Apicomplexa; Aconoidasida; Haemosporida; Plasmodiidae.
AUGUAUGAUAACAUAAAUAAAGAUUACUUAGGAAAUGGAAUUUUAAAAAGUGAUCCAUUAAAUAUAAAAAAGGAUGAAUCAAUAAAUUUUUCGGCACUAAAAAGUGAUAUCAAAAAUAAUAAAAAUGAAAUGUAUAAUUUUAAUCCAAUAAAAAUUGAGCCUUUUGGCAAACCACCAGUUGGUUAUAUUCCUGGAAAAGGAAGAGGAGUAACAGGUUUUUCAGGAGGGGUUAGUAGAGAUGACACAACAGAUGAUAAAGAUAAAAAUGAUUAUUCUGAUUUUAAUUAUGAUGAAUUUCACGGUUAUUCCGAAUCUUUAUUUAAAGAUACAGAAUAUGAUGAAGAAGAUAAAGAAGCAGAUGAAAUUUAUGAAAAUAUAGAUGCGCGUAUGGAUAUAAGAAGAAAGAGUAGAAGAGAAAAUAAGUUAAAAGAAGAAAUUUCAAAAAUGAGAGCUCAAAAGCCAACUAUUCAAGAGCAAUUUAGUGACUUAAAAAAAAAUUUGGCAAAUGUAACUCUUGAAGAAUGGGAAUCCAUACCAAGCGUUUUUCAAUAUUCCUCAAAACAAAAACAAAAAAAGGCACCAAAAAAUUAUUUACCACCACCAGAUUCUUUAAUAAUAAGUCGAAUUAACGAAUCUAAUGCUCAUUUAAAUUAUAAUAAUUCUUCUAGUGGAUUAAAAACACCUCUUGGCUUAGGAUAUAAAACACCUUUAGGAUUACAAACGCCAUUAGGAUUACGUACUCCAUUAGGAGCUCAGACUCCGAUAGGAUUAGGGUUCCAAACUCCUUUUAUGAAAAGUUCUGCAACGUUAGGAUAUGAAACCCCCUUAUAUAAUAGGAACCCUUUAAAAAACAAUAUGGUUUAUAGUGGCUUAAAUACUCCUUUUACUUUAUCUGGUUAUAACACUCCAUUAAAUGCAUCAAAUAUUAGUGGUUAUAAUACUCCACUACUGAAUAAUGUGAAUAAAUUAUCAUUAAAUGAUUUGGGAGAAGCUAGGGGAACAGUAUUGUCAGUUAAACUAGAUGAGCUUAUUGAUAAUGUAGAAGGGCAAACAGUCAUAGAUCCUAAAGGUUAUUUAACAAAUUUAAAUGCUAAGAGUUUAAUAAAUGAUGCAGAUGUAGCUGAUAUUAAUAAAGCUAGAUCAUUAUUAAAAUCAGUUAUUAGCACAAAUCCUAAACAUGGACCAGGAUGGAUUGCAGCAGCUCGUGUUGAAGAGUUGUCUCAAAGAAAAGAUAAAGCAAAAGAAAUAAUUAUGAAAGGAUGUAUUGAAUGCUCUAAAAAUGAAGAUGUGUGGUUAGAAGCAGUGAGGUUAGAGGAUAAAGUCAGUGAAGCAAAGAUCAUUUUGGCGAAAGCUAUUAAACAUAUACCAACAUCAGUAAAGUUGUGGCUAGAAGCAUGCAAAAAAGAAAAAAACACCGAUGAUAAAAGAAAGGUUUUACGAAAAGCAAUAGAAUGUAUACCUAAUUCGGUACGUUUAUGGAAAGAAGCUAUAUCCUUAGAAAAUGAAAACAAUGCAUAUAUUUUGCUAAAAAGAGCAGUAGAAUGUAUUCCUCAAUGUAUUGAAAUGUGGAUUGCUUUAGCUAGACUAUGUAAUUAUAAUGAAGCUCAAAAGGUUUUAAAUGAAGCAAGAAAGAAAAUUCCCACUAGCGCAGAAAUAUGGAUUAAUGCAUCUAAGUUAGAAGAAAAACAAGGUAAUAUUAAUAUGGUAGACACCAUUAUUAAAAGAUGUAUUGAAAAUUUGUCUUCCAAAAAUGUCAUUUUUGAAAGAGAUAAAUGGAUAAAAUUUGCUGAAGAAUGUGAAAAAUCAAAUUUUCCUCAUACAUGUGAAAGCAUUAUAAGGAACACAAUGAAUAUAGGUGUGGAAACGUUAAAUAAAAAAAGUAUAUAUAAACAAGAUGCUCAAAAUUGUAUUAAUAAUAAAUCAUUUCAUACUGCUAGGGUCUUAUAUAAUGAAGCAUUAAAAAUAUUUAAAACAAAAAAAUCUUUAUGGCUAGCCCUAGCUAAUCUCGAAUUGAAAUAUGGAAAAAAGGAAAGUGUGGAUGAAGUUCUACAGAGGGCUGUGCACAAUUGCCCUCACUCAAGUGUUUUAUGGCUAAUGCUAGCAAAACAAAAAUGGUUAAAUAAUGAGAUAGAUAAAGCGAGAGAAAUUUUAGCUGAAUCAUUUAUACAUAAUCAAAACACAGAGGUUAUAUCAUUAGCUGCAAUUAAAUUAGAAAGAGAAAAUAAUGAAUUUGAUAGAGCAAGAUUUUUAUUAAAAAAAUCUAGAGUUCAGUGUAAUACACCCAAAAUUUGGAUGCAAUCUGUUCAAUUAGAGAGAUUAUUAAGAAAUUACAAGGAAGCAAAGUAUCUUGUAUAUGAAGCAUUAAAAAUUCACAAGUAUUUCGAUAAAUUAUAUAUGAUUGCAGGACAAAUUGAAUUGGAAUUUGAUAAAUUUAAUAAAGAAAAUAGUGUGGAAGAUGAAAAUAAAUUUGUGAAUAGUGUUAAUAAUAGUAAUAAUAAUACAAAUGAAGAAAUUGAUAUAAACAAAUAUUUAGAUAAAAAAAUAGACCAAGACACAUAUAAUGAAAAUUCUUAUUUAAAUGCUCAAAAAAUUUAUGAACAGGGAUUGAAAUAUUGUGCAUCAUCAAUUAAUUUAUGGAUUUGUGCUAUUGAUUUACAAAUUGAAAAAAAGAAUUAUACUUCUGCUAGAGCUUUAGUUGAAAAAGCAAAAAUUAAAAUAAAAUAUUUGCAUUCUUUAAGUAAUAAUAAUCAUGUUUUGAAAAACAAAGAAAUAAUUGAAACUAGUGAUUUAACUUUUGAAGAAGAAUUAAGUAAAAAUUUGGAUGAUAUAAAAAAUCCUAAUUCCACUAAUAAUAUAUCAAAUAAUAAAACCGAUUUAGAAAAAAAUACAACAAGAAGUGCAUAUGUUAAGGUUAUUGAAAAUUAUGAUUUAUUGUGGUUAAAAUUAAUUGAAAUAGAAUUAUGUUGUAAUAAUAAAAAUAUGAACCCAAUUAUAUCUGAAGCAUUAAAAGAAUGCCCUUCUUCAGGCAUAUUAUGGGCAAAAGCUAUAGAAUUAGAAAAUAAAAAUUUACAAAAUAGUAAAUCUGUUAGUGCCUUUAAUAAUUGUGGAAAUAAUGCUUAUGUUGUUUUGACAGUAGCUAAAUUAUUUUGGUUUAACUUUAAAAUUCAUAAAGCUAGGAAAUGGUUUUAUAGAGUUAUUACUUUAAAUCCAUAUUUUGGAGAUGGAUGGGCUACCUUUUUGGCUUUUGAAAUUGAUCAACAAAAUGAAAUUAAUCAAAAAGAUAUAAUAAAUAAAUGCAUAAAAGCAGAACCAAAUAGAGGUUAUAUGUGGAAUAAAAUUACAAAAAGAGUUGAGAACUGGAGAUUAAAAUAUCCUCAAAAGUUAUAUAAAUAUAUCAAGGAAUUAUUUCCAGAUGUUCUAAAAAAAAAAAUUUCGGAAAAUAUAUGGGAAAUUAUUACUGAUGAAAAUGUAAAUAGCCAAAUAGGUACAAAUUUGGGAAUGAAACAAAGAGAAAGUGAAGGAAAAGAAAUAAAAAAUAGUGAUAGUGAUGAAAAAUAUUUCAAAGUAUAUAUCAAAGAUAAAGAAAAAGAAAAGGAAAAAAUAGAUAUAAAAGACGAAGAUAAAGAAAAAGAAAAGGAAAAAAUAGAUAUAAAAGACGAAGAUAAAGAAAAAGAAAAGGAAAAAAUAGAUACAAAAGACGAAGAUAAAGAAAAAGAAAAGGAAAAAAUAUAUACAAAAGACGAAGAUAAAGAAAAAGAAAAGGAAAAAAUAUAUACAAAAGACGAAGAUAAAGAAAAAGAAAAGGAAAAAAUAGAUAUAAAAGACGAAGAUAAAGAAAAAAUAGACAUAAAAGAUAAAAAUAAAAAGAAAAUAUAUACAAAAGAUAAAGAUAAAAAAGAAGUGGAUGAAAAAGAUAAGAACUAUAUAUUAAAAAAAGGAGAAAAAGAUUUAAAAGAACAAGAAAAUAAAUAUAAGCGUAAUGAAAAAAAUAACAACAAAAGAAAGGAGAAAAGUUACACAUCGGAAUUUAAUCAAUCAGACAAAAGAAAAAAAAAAUAA